UCAAGAGGAAAACACGAAUUAAAAGUAGCCAAACGUAUUGAUGAAAACCCGUUAACGUCGGUCGGACAGUAGUUAUAUUUCAAGGAUGACGGUUCAUCUGCAACAUUAAUGUCUAUGGGAACCAACCUAUUCCAUAAACAACCACUGCUCAUUGGCGUUCAACCCCUUUGGUGGUGAUCGUCACAUAUCUGGGCUCAGAACAGCCGUGACAAUGUCUAGCCCAUACGCGUCUAGCCCAUGUUAUUCAUCAGAUGACGAUCAUUCUAGUAAAGGAACUCCUGAUCGAGUAUUCAAGGAGCCUGAAUAUCCCGUCGUAAUUGUAGAUCAGAAAUAUUGUUCCAACUAUCCUAUGGAGUUAAUGUUUGAAAAGAAUGGCAAGGUGGAAGACAAGUUCAAAAUCAGCGACGAAGAAGGAAAUGUUAUAUUUAAAGCAAGUAAGAAGAAGAGUGGCAAACGCAUCAUGGUAGACGAGACAGACGCACCAGUCAUUUCCUUUACAACAAAGCAUAUUACCAUGCAUAGAAGACGUCAAGCCUACAAGGGAGAUCCCCAUGAGCACCAUAGGCUUUUCACUGUGAAGAAGACAAGAGGCUUCAAAUCACUCCGAUAUGAUGUAUUCAUGACAUCUAAUAUGACUGAAAGCACAUUCAAUUAUAGAGUUUAUGACAAUUUUAAAGAUGGAACUUCCAUCAUAAUGGCUCAAGAUAAAUCUACAAUUCUUGCCAAGCUACAUACUGAAGUUACACACAAAAAAGAAGUGAAAGCUGAAGAAAAGUAUUCGGUUUCUUUGUCUCCAAAUGUCGAUAAAGCUUUUGUCUCAGCACUCCUAAUUAUUCGAGAAGAAGUCAGGAAGUCAAGAUAUAAAGGAUACGAAAGCUAAUUAAGGAGAGGCCCGCUAUAUUUUCCUAUGUUAGUUACCAUAGUUAUAUACAGAGGUUAAGAAUCCAUUAUAUUUCAACAAAACAAGCAAGUAUUGUUCCAAAAAUGAACAUUUUACUUGUAGUCUCUUUUCUUUUUUUUUUUUUUUUUUUCUAGUUUGUUUUUGGAGAACAUGAAUGGGAUGACAAAUGGAGUGCACUUUUUUCAAGAAAGUAUCAUCUCUAAGCUUUCUUCCUUCGUUUGAAGUGAGAAAGAGAAGACGGAGCCUGUCUGGAAAAUUAAAUUCACUGAUAGAAAGAUCUUAAUUAGCCAAAAAAUACACUCUUCCUUCUUUUUUCAUUAAAUAUUCCGAUACCCAUAUGACCCUACCUAC
This is a messenger RNA of Lactuca sativa (garden lettuce), 1252 nucleotides long. RefSeq names its product protein LURP-one-related 15. NCBI's taxonomy places the organism in Eukaryota, Viridiplantae, Streptophyta, Magnoliopsida, Asterales, Asteraceae. The record is from RefSeq and is a predicted model, not a curated record.